Thrips palmi is the source of this 2921-nucleotide messenger RNA. Its product is annotated as axonemal 84 kDa protein. NCBI's taxonomy places the organism in Eukaryota, Metazoa, Arthropoda, Insecta, Thysanoptera, Thripidae. Gene Ontology annotation, molecular function: beta-tubulin binding; microtubule binding. The transcript has 17 exons. Gene Ontology annotation, cellular component: axoneme. The record is from RefSeq and is a predicted model, not a curated record. The coding region runs from base 507 to 2774 and encodes 755 amino acids.
GCUUCGACUCGUGUCGGCGCUUUUCACGAGUCAACAGCAGGCGCCUCUGCCUCUGCCUGCGUCGCAAGGUCAGCGAGGUAGACCCUCGGUGAAAACAAGACAAGAAAAAUAAAGCCCCCCACCUCCCACCUUCCGCACUGGGCGACGGCAGCGGCGGUCGGCAAGGCAAAUAGACGCGUCGAUGCCGAGCGCCGAGUCGCGACACCAACAACACGAUCAACGACGACCACCGAGAUUCGAAUGGGGCAAGGCAAAAUCAGUAGAAAAGGAACCAUGUUUUCCGCGCCUCAAUUCGAAUCACCCUGACGGACGACACACCUGAAAGUCGUUAUAGCAACCAGACCUUAUUUGCAGGUUGUUUGGUCAAUAAACGUGUUUGGUAGAGUGGAGCUUGAAGACGGGCAGCAGAUCUGUGACUGGGGUGAUCAAACCCUGUCUGAAGUUUUCAGUUUUCUGAAGACUGAGGACUCGCCACUUUUCAGUAAUUUCCUGACAGAACCUCCACCAUGGCAAAGAAGACGAAGAAAGAAAAGGCAAAGGUUGCCGCCCAGAAGGCGGAACUCGCUCGGAUCGAGGCUGAGAAGGCCAAAAUCCAGAUGGUGGUCGACGAGCGCGAGCGGCUGCUCCAGGACCGCGUGAUGCUGGUGGAGAAGGCCCGGCAGGAGGACGUGGUGCACGAGGAGCGGCGGCGCCAGCUGCAGGAGACCGCCACCAUGCUGGCCGACAUCGAGGACGAGUACGGCGCCAAGCUGAGGGCCGACCUCUGCAAGCAGGAGUGGGAGCAGUUCAUGAAGUGCGACCGGCUGCCCGACCCGUCCUCGCCGAGCCAGAUGAACACGUACCUGUACGUGUGGCGCGAGACGGACCGACUGAACAACAUCGAGGAUGCCACCACGAAGACGUCCGAAGUCCUCAAGCUGCUGGACGCCCUCGGAGACCUGAUCGAGGCCCCGCCGCCCAACGCCGCCAAGAAGAAGGUGGACCUCUGGAUAGAGAUGCGCGACCUGGUGCGCGCGGAGCAGCAGAGGCACCUGGACGCGGCGGCCUACCGCCUGCUGCGCCGCCUGGAGUCGGACUUGGAGGCCGAGAGCCUGGAGAUCGUGCGCUACUACAAGGCGUGCGAGCACUUCAAGCUGUGCCUGUGGGCGCAGCUCAUGCUGCCCGUGGCCUCGUUCAAGCCGGACGACGACACCAGGCCGGCGAUCCAGUGCGAGUUCUCGCAGCUCGGCGUCAGCAUGCAGCUGCCCAAGUCCCUGAACGACAUCCCGCUGGCCGUCCGCGCCAUGUGGGUGCAGUACGACCACUACUCGGACCGCUGCCCCUCGUACCACUGCGCCGAGCUGCCCGCCAGCCAGCGCCUCGACAUGCUGGACGCGGCGGAGGAGGAGUGCUCGGUGCAGGCGUCCCUGCGCGAGGAGAUCACCGCCGACCUGGAGCGGCGCCUGGCCGUGGUGGAGCGCCUCGUCAAGGAGGUGCAGGCGCGGCCGCCGCCCGGCACGGAGAGCAAGGACAAGCCGCCGCCGCCGCCGUCGCCCGAGCUGGACAACUACGAGGCCGGCGAGCCCAUCAAGUCGCCCUCGCAGAUGAUGAACGUCAAGGACGGCGAGCGCGAGCGGGGGCUGCGGGCCGAGCUGCGGAUGCGCCUCGCUCCGCAUGAGGUGAAUCUGCGCGAGAUGGCCGUGCUGGGCGGCACGCUGCACCUGGACCUCGCCCUGCAGCCGCCGCAGCCCCGGGACAUGCGCACUAGGCUGACGAUCACUGUGCUGGAGGGCGCACACACGCUGCAGCCCGUGCCGUACCACCAGCCCUACCAGCCGCCCGCGCCGCCCGAGCCGGGUCAGGUGCGCCUACCCGAGGAGAUCGAGGCCGAGCUGAAGCAGGCCGAGCGGGAGCUGGAGGCGCUCGUGCUCAUCAACAUCCUGCUGCCGGAGACGCUGUUGUGGUUCGAGCCGCCCACCGUGGUCGGCUGGGACGAGGAGAAGGGCUUCUGGACCACCGAGGACUACCACGACAUCAAGUUCAACGAGGAGAAGCAGCUGCUCACGUUCCGUGCGGGGCGCAUGAGGCCGCUGGGGCUGGCCGUGCACCGCUACACCAACCUGCCGUACCAGGGCUGGGAGGUGAAGCCCGACACCAAGUCCGCCCCCAGCGGCGCCGCGCCCUCCGCCGUCAUCCUCAGCAUCACGGCGGCCGUCGUCAUGGUGGAGCUGUGCAUUCGGGACUCAGAAAUGUGCCUGAAUCAGCUGCAGAACGGGCCGAACAACGCGCUGCUCGACUUGGUGGGCAAGUUCAUGAAGCCGCGGGAACUUUUUAAGCUGCUGAGGGACGGCGGGCUGGACCUGUGCCCCGGCGACGACGCGGGAUGCUACCUGGAGGGCAUGGCGCCCAAGCACCGGCCCACCGAGAGGCACCUGUACCACACCAUGGCGCUGCUCAGCAACACGUACAACUUCACGUGGUCGCGGUGGAACCAGCAGGCCGGCACGCGCAACGUCGUCAUGCAGUUCCGCGAGUACAUCGACCGCAAGAAAGUGGGGAACUUCAACAUGCUCCUGGUGACACCCUCGCACGCCACCAUCCCGGACUGCACCGAAGUGAGCCCGCAGUUCAACACCAAGAGCGCCGAGGGCUUGCCGUUCUACGCCGACCUGUUCCACUUGGUGCAAGACCACUGCUCGCUGCUCACCAAGACCCGCAUCGAGGAGAUCCCCUUCACCUUCGUGGAGACCAUGUACGACGUGCUGCGGGCGGUGCGGCUGCUCAGCUCUUCGUGAACAGGGCCCAACCAUUUUAUUGCAUCAUAACCAUUUUGACAAUCUGGAAAAAUACCAAGGUGGAUUUUUAAAGACAUGAAAAUAAUUUUUUAAAUAUUGUACAGCUUGCCAUAACAUGUAUUUUUAACACUUUUCUAAAAAAUAAAA